UGAUACUAGGUAAUGAAAAGAAGUCCCUAAAGUUUAUUUAAUUAGAAAAAAAAGAAAACAAAAGUAAAAGACAUGUUUAGACUUCACACCGUCUUAAUAUUAAAUAUAGGGUUAAUUAUGUUUUUAGUCCCUCUACUAUUAUCGUUUUUUGGAAUUGGUCCCUCUCCCAAAAGUUAAACCAUUUUGGUCCUCGUGAUUUUGGAACUACUGACUUUAGUCCCUAAUUUGUGAACGGCGUUAAGUCUGUGACUGCGUGGCAAACGGCGUUCCACCUAGGCUGGUCAUCUGAUGACACGUGUCUACUCAGAUGGUGACACGUGUUAAAUUUAAUUUAUAAUUAAUAAAUUUAAUUUUUUUCCUUCAUUAAGUCGUUUAAUAAUUAUUUUAUAAUACAAAUUUUAAAACCUUGAAUUUGAGCACGUGGUUGGCAUUAUGAAUUAGCAGCGUCAUUCUGUGGUUCCUAAGUUAGGGAGAAAGAUUUUCUCCGCGAAAGCUCAUUUGCUGUGCCGGUGAGAGUGGAAAAUCAAACGUCUAGAUUCCGUUUUGGGCGAGGUUGUUUGAAGUUGUUGGUGUAGCUGGUGACUGGCUUUCUCGACGAGGUUGCAAGAGCAGAGCAUUGGUUGGAAGCAGAGGUAAGUUUUUUCCCUUGUCACUUUGAUUUAGGGUUUCAGUGGUUUUCAUUUGGGGGGAAAUCUAUUGCGCAUUUGGAGGUCCAAUUUGCAGCAGCUGUGUUAGUGUGGGUUCGAUUUGUGGUUGGGUUUGAUGGGUUUAGGGUUGUGUUUUGGUUGUUAUACAGAUGGUUUUUUCAGUGGUUUUCCGGCACAUGGGGAAGUUUGAAAGAUUUAGGGGAAGGAUGCUGCGUUACGAAGGUGGAGAAGAGCAUGUAGUUUGUGGACUGGAUCCAGAUAUGUGGUCGUACUUCGAAGCAUUGGGUAUUCUGAAGAAGGAUUUCAAGUAUGAUGGAGAACUUUAUAUGUGGUGGAAGCCGAAGAAGGGGAGAAUGGAUAGAGAUCUAAGGCCAUUAUGUGACGAUAGACAUGCUUUGGAGUUGGCCGAAUAUGCAGAAAAUAAAAACGAGGAGGUUGAGAUUUAUGUGGAGCAUGUGGUUAGUUCUGCUCAAGUUGUUGAACUUAUUGAAGGGCCUGCUGUUGGGACAAAUGAGGAGGUUGUUGCUGCUGUUAAUGUUGGUGUGAUACUUGAAGAACAGGGUGCUGCUGCUGGGCCAAAUGAAGAAGAAGAAACUGUUGUUCAUAAUGGUGGUGAGGUGAAUGAAGAAGAGGCAAACGCUGCUGCUGCUGGGUCAAAUGAAGAAGAAUCAACUGCUGUUCAUAAUGGUGGUGAGGUGAAUGAAGAAGAAGCAAACGAUGCUGCUGCUGGGCCAAAUGAAGAAGAAUCAAACGCUGUUCAUAAUGGUGGUGAGGUGAAUGAAGAAGAGGCAAACGCUGGUGUUGAAUCUGGUGAUGAAUCUGGUGUUGUUUCAGGUGAUGAUCAAGGUGAUGAAUUGGAUGAGAGUGAGGAAGAAAGACAUAGAGAUGAUGAUGACUGUUUUGGGUUGGAAGAUAUUCCACGCAGGCAUUUUUCUCAAGUUUUGGACAGGUGGAAAAAAUUCAAACAAGAGUGGAAAAAUAGGAAGAGGUCAAGAACAACUGCUAUACUUACAGCUGAAGGAAACCAAAGUGAAGGUGUGGGUACUUCUACCACACAACAGAGUACUGCUGAUCAUGAAAUAGAUGCGCACUACAGCACUGAUGAGCUAGAUAGUGAUGUUGACAUUGCUUAUGGGGAUGGUGGGAGGAAAUACCCAAUAUUCAGGGGCGAAGACAUGUGCAAGGAAUUCAAAUUCAAACUUGGGAUGGAGUUUUCUUCCUUGAAACAAUUCAAGCAAGCUUUGAUGGAGCAUUCUGUGUUGAAUGGCAGAGAAGUUAAAUUUGUGAAGAAUGAUGAUGUCCGAGUGAGGGCUAUUUGCAAAAGGAAGUGUGGAUUUUUGAUUUUAUGCAGCAAAGUUGGAGGAAGUCAAACUUUUAGGGUGAAGACCUUGAUUGAUAGUCAUAAUUGUGGCAGAGUUUUUGUCAACAAGAAUGCAAACAAAGAAUGGGUUUCCAAAAUUGUAGUUGAUAAGUUUAGAAAUGUUGGGAGAAUGACAGCCAAUGAAAUAAUUGAUGAUGUCCGAAGGUCGUACAGUGUUGCAAUAACCCCCUGGAGGGCUUGUAGAGCAAAAGAGAUUGCAAUGGACAUUCUUGAAGGAGAUGGGCAAAAACAAUACAAUAUGCUAUAUGAUUAUGCUGCAGAGCUAAGGAGAGUGUCUACUGAAACAACAGUUAAGAUAAAAAUUAAUCAACCUCAGCCCACAUUGCAGCCACGGUUUGGUUCUUUCUAUUUGUGUCUAGAUGGGUGCAAAAAAGGGUUCGUGAAUGGCUGUAGACCAUUCAUAGGUGUUGAUGGAUGUCAUUUAAAGACUACCUAUGGAGGCCAACUUUUAGUUGCUGUGGCAAGGGAUCCAAAUGACCAGUACUUUCCACUGGCAUUUGCUGUUGUAGAGAAUGAGUGCAAGGAGACUUGGAGGUGGUUCCUAACAUUAUUGUUAGAGGACAUUGGAGACAUUCAAAGUAAUCGAUGGGUAUUUAUUUCGGACCAGCAGAAGGGACUGAUGCAAGUAUUUGAUGAACUAUUGCAUGGAGUGGAGCAUCGAUUUUGUCUAAGGCAUCUGUACAGCAACUACAAGAAGAGAUUUGGUGGUGGUAUAGUGAUUAGGAAUCUCAUGAUGGCUGCUGCUAAAGCCAUAUACUACCAAGGGUGGGAAGCAAGUAUGGAAGAGCUCAAGAAGGUCAAUGAAGAAGCUGCUGAAUGGUUACAUGCAAUUCCACGUAAGUCUUGGUGUAAACAUGCAUUUAGUGCAUAUUCUAGGUGUGAUGUCCUCAUGAACAACUUAUAAGAGUCAUUUAAUAGCACUAUAUUGUUAGCUAGGGAUAAACCAAUUAUAACAAUGAUGGAGUGGAUUAGGACAUACUUGAUGAGUAGGUUUGCACAUUUGCGGGAAAAAUUAACUGCAUUUACUGGUGUUGUAAUGCCUAAACCUAACAAAAGGCUAGAUAGGGAAAUAGAGAAAAGUGGAAACUAGUUUGCUGUUUGGACUGGAGAUGGUAAGUUUGAAGUUACACAAGGAUUCACCAUGGAUAAAUUCAUAGUUGACCUCACAAACCACAGCUGCACAUGUUAUUUUUGGGACUUAGUUGGCAUACCAUGUAGACAUGUCGUGGCUGCAAUCAAUUACAGGGUAGAACAACCCUCUGAUUAUGUGCAUGCUUAUUACAAAAGGGAGGCUUAUGAAGCUUGUUAUGGGUCACCAAUUUCACCCAUUAAUGGCCAACAACUGUGGCCUAAAAGUAAUGGACCACAAAUCCUACCCCCAAUAUUUAAGACUCCUCCUGGGAGGCCACGAAAAUUAAGAAGAAGAGAACCUGAUGAAGAUGUCAGCCACUCUAGGUUGGGGAAGAAGCAUCUUAGAAUGAAGUGCAGUAACUGUGGCCAGUUUGAUCACAACAUCAGAAGCUGCAAGCAGGGAAAAACUAACAAGGGAAAACAGAAAAGGAAGAAGUCUGCAAAAACUGCAGCUGCUACUGGCAAGGCAUCCGGGAGGAACACCACUUUAAGAUCUGCUACCACCACAACCAGGAAAUUUAAUAGGAAGGGAGGAAGGUCAUGGAAGCUCCCAAGCGGCGCACCAACUUUAGGUUCACAAGCAAGUUCAAGCAACCCACCUAGCGGACAACCCAUGUGAACAAUAUUGGGAGUUGUGUUUUGUAGUGAUGGUCACAUGGAUAUUUUGAAGUAAAUGUAUUUUUUGUUAGCUGUGAUGCAGAGUUCCAGCUGUUGUUGUUUUAGCUUUAGCAGACAUCUAGGACCACUUGGAUCACUGUUUUCAAUAGUAUAUGUCAUGCACUGUUAACAUUUAUUUUUUGCUUCGUCCUUUAUCAAUCAUGGGCAGGUUCUAAAUUGAUGCUCCAAUUUCUAAAUUGGAUUAUUAAAGUGUACAAAUUUGGGUUAAUGGUGCCA
Molecule: messenger RNA, 4053 nt
Organism: Vigna unguiculata (cowpea)
Lineage: Eukaryota; Viridiplantae; Streptophyta; Magnoliopsida; Fabales; Fabaceae
Molecular function (GO): zinc ion binding
Source: RefSeq, a predicted model, not a curated record